Vitis vinifera (wine grape) is the source of this 414-nucleotide messenger RNA. RefSeq names its product secreted RxLR effector protein 161-like. The transcript has a single exon. The record is from RefSeq and is a predicted model, not a curated record. Lineage: Eukaryota; Viridiplantae; Streptophyta; Magnoliopsida; Vitales; Vitaceae. Bases 1 to 414 code for a protein of 137 amino acids.
AUGAAGAAUUGUUCACCUAGUGUUUCCCCUAUAGUGAAGGGUGAUGGGUUCAAUCUAGACCAAUGCCUGAAAAACGGUCUUGAGAUGGAACAAAUGAAGAACAUUCCAUAUGCUUCUACAGUCGGAAGUCUGAUGUAUCAGGUCUGCACAAGGCCCGACAUUGCAUUUGUUGUUGGAAUGCUAAGACGAUAUCAGAGUAACCCAGGUAAGGACCAUUGGAAAGCUGCAAAGAAAGUGAUGAGAUAUCUUCAAGGAACCAAAUAUUACAAGCUUAUGUACAAACGGACAAACAAUUUAGAGGUUGUUGGCUACUCAGAUUCAGACUUUGCUGGCUGUGUUGAUUCACGUAAAUCAACAUCUGGAUACAUUUUUAUAUUGGCCGGUGGAGCUAUAUCUUGGAAGAGCAUUAAGUAG